AAGAUUUUCACCAAGGAAAAAAUGGAAAACCAGUCUACAGUGAAUGAAUUCAUUCUGUUGGCAUUUUCUGACACCAGAGAGCUACAGAUUUUACAUUUUUUGUUGUUUCUGUCCAUUUAUUUGGUAGCAUUCAUGGGAAACAUUCUCAUUAUCCUAACUAUAGCCCAUGAUCAUAAUCUGCAUAGUCCCAUGUAUUUCUUUCUAGUCAAUUUAUCAUUGGUCGAUGCUUGCUAUGUCUCCGUAACUGUUCCUAAAUCUAUGGCUAUAUCAUUGACAAAUGACAGAAGAAUUUCCUUCUCAGGAUGUGUUUCUCAAGUGCUCCUGGUUUUCACAUUUGCAAGUGCUGAGGUGUUCUUUCUUACUGUUAUGGCAUAUGACCGCUAUGUGGCAAUCUGCCUCCCUUUACACUAUAUGAGGAUCAUGAAUUGGAAUGCCUGUCUCCAAUUUGCAGCUGCCUCUUGGAUCAGUGCUAUAGUUUAUGCAAUAGUGGAAACAAUGUCAACAUUCAGGUUAAAUUUUUGCAGUUCUCAUGUUCAACAGUUUUUCUGUGAUGUUCCACAAUUAUGGAGGAUUUCAUGCACAGAUACAAUGCUCAAUGAAUGCCUUGUUCUUGCUGUUGUAAUAACUGCUGGUAUUUGUUGUCUUUCUUUAAUAUUAAUAUCUUAUGGGUACAUCUUCUCGACAGUAUUCAAGAUUAAUUCAUCCCAGGGCAGGCGUAAAGUCUUCUCCACCUGCACUCCACACUUGACUGUUGUCUCAUUAUUUCUUUCAACUGCUGUAUUCUCAUACUUUAGACCACAGGCCUUGUCCUCAACUUCUGUAGAUUUGUUGUCUACAGUCUUGUACACUGUUCUGCCACCAGUAACGAAUCCUAUAAUUUAUAGCCUGAGAAAUAAAGAUAUACAUCAGGCUGCCUGGAAGAUGUCAAGUAAAUUGUUUCGAUUUCACAGAGUUGUCUCAUAUACCUUUGUCAAAAAUUGUAAAGGUUUUCAGUAA
Messenger RNA from Anolis carolinensis (green anole), 996 nucleotides. RefSeq names its product olfactory receptor 14A16-like. Gene Ontology annotation, cellular component: membrane. Gene Ontology annotation, molecular function: olfactory receptor activity; G protein-coupled receptor activity; odorant binding. Gene Ontology annotation, biological process: G protein-coupled receptor signaling pathway. Bases 22 to 996 code for a protein of 324 amino acids. Lineage: Eukaryota; Metazoa; Chordata; Lepidosauria; Squamata; Anolidae. The record is from RefSeq and is a predicted model, not a curated record. The transcript has a single exon.